Drosophila busckii is the source of this 858-nucleotide messenger RNA. RefSeq names its product glutathione S-transferase 1 (gene GstE12). Gene Ontology annotation, molecular function: glutathione transferase activity. The transcript has 3 exons. Gene Ontology annotation, biological process: glutathione metabolic process. The coding region runs from base 92 to 763 and encodes 223 amino acids. The record is from RefSeq and is a predicted model, not a curated record. Lineage: Eukaryota; Metazoa; Arthropoda; Insecta; Diptera; Drosophilidae.
AGAUUGUUGCCCAGUCGGUUUGCGUUACGUUUGCGUUUUAGUCACGUUUCUGAGUUUGCUGUGAGCGGUCAGAGAAACAAACUUUCGCAACAUGUCGAAGCCAGCCCUUUAUUACGCUACCUUAAGUCCUCCAUCUCGAGCCGUUAUGCUGACGGCUAAGGCAAUUGGCCUUGAACUUGAACUGCGUCCAAUUAACCUACUUAAAGGUGAGCACUUGACGCCGGAAUUUUUGAAAAUGAAUCCACAGCAUACGAUUCCCACAUUGCUCGAUGGGGAUGCAUGCAUUAUUGAUUCGCAUGCAAUUUGCUGUUAUUUGGUGGAGAAGUAUGGCAAUGCACAUCAGUCGUUGUAUCCCAAGGAUCUGGUGCAGCGCGCGAAUGUGGAUGCGCGUCUCCAUCUUGAUUCAGGACAUCUAUUUGCACGCUUGCGCUUUUUGUAUGAGCCCGUGCUGUAUUUUGGAUCGACUGAUUGCUCCAUUGACAAGAUAGCUUAUAUACAGAAGUGCUAUGAAAUACUGGAAGGUUUUCUCAAGGAUCAUCCCUACCUGUGUGGCGAUGAUAUUACCAUUGCCGAUUUCUGCUGUGUGGCCACGGUGACGUCUGUCAACGAUGUGGCACCGAUUGAUGAGUUCAAGUUUUCCAAAGUGCAUGCCUGGUUAAAGAAGCUGGCUGAACUACCUUAUUAUCAGGAUACUAAUGCAGAGGGUGCUGAUGAGUUGAAGGCUAUCUUUAAGGCUAAAUUAGCGGAGAAUCGCGGCAAGUAGUUCGUCGUACCAAAUCAGUUAAUGUCACACACACACAUAUAUAUAUAUGCAUAUAAAUAUUUACCCAAGCGGUGCUUGAAUAAAGUUUAGUUUUU